UGGCCUUUUGCAUGUGAUGUGCCCUCUCUCUCUCUCUCUCUUCUCUUCGCUCCCAGCUUGCAAGUUUACAACUCUACCGUACAGGGAGAGACACUCGGUACUCGCCCGCUUGGUGCUCUCUCUCUCUCUCUCUCUCUCUCUCACUGAGAUUUCAGUUGCAGAAAAUCAAGGAGUAGAGCUGAGAUCUCCCCCGAAAUCAAAGCAAGAACUGAAUCCCCGCUUCACCAGUCAAAACCGAUCCACUGCUAAUCAAUGAAGGCCACCCAAGCCCUCAAUCCCUCUGUCAUCACCUUCGACCACAAGAGGAUUGGUGUGAACAGGGAUGCGUAUGGGUUCGCUGUGAGACCUCAGCAUGUACAAAGAUACCGUGAAUAUGCUAAUAUCUACAAGGAAGAGGAGGAAGAAAGAUCAGAUAGGUGGAAGUCUUUCCUGGAAAGGCAAGCAGAGUCAGCUAAACUACCUGUAAAUGGAUUCAUAGAAGAAGAAGAUAAGAAGACCAUUCGUGCUGGAACUUUAGAGCCAGAAGCAGAUGCCAGCUCAGAGAACAUUGUUGAAGGAGAUAAAUUAGAUGGCCAGAAGCUUAGCUCUGAUUAUUCGGCCGAAAAUGGUGCCCGAAAGGAGGAUGUACCUUCAGCUAAGGAGACAAAAACUCAUAAGGUCCAUAUUUGGACUGAGAUUAGACCAUCCCUUCAUGCCAUUGAAGACAUGAUGAGCACUCGUAUAAAGGGGAAAUCCAAUGUAUCAAAAGAUGAGCGAGGCAGUGGAACUGGAAAGCUGCUUUCUUCUACUAUUGAAGAGACUAGAUCCUCUAAAGGAGCAUGUGAGGAAGAUUCCGAGGAUGAGUUUUAUGAUGCUGAGAGGUCUGAUCCCAGUCAAGAUGUGCCUCCAAGUGAUACUGUCAGUGCUCCUGCUACUGGCGCUGCUACUAAUGUGGUCCCUCCAGAAUCUUUGUUUCCUUGCAAAGAAGAAUUAGAAGUCCUUGUUCGGGGUGGAGUGCCUAUGGCUCUUAGGGGAGAGCUUUGGCAAGCUUUUGUGGGUGUGAAGUCACGUCGUGUCAAGCAGUAUUACCAGGAUCUUCUAGCUCCAGAAAGUAAUUCUGGCAAUUACAUGGAAAACUAUAGCAAGCAGAUAGACAGCAACAGUGAGGGAUUAACUACAGAUUCUGUAUGUGUUUCAGAGAAAUGGAAAGGGCAGAUUGAGAAGGAUUUGCCUCGAACAUUUCCAGGCCAUCCUGCUCUGGAUUUGGAUGGUCGAAAUGCUUUGAGGCGUUUGCUUACAGCAUAUGCUAGACAUAAUCCCUCUGUUGGGUACUGUCAGGCCAUGAAUUUCUUUGCUGGCUUAUUACUACUCUUGAUGCCUGAAGAAAAUGCUUUUUGGGCCUUGAUGGGCAUCAUUGAUGACUAUUUUGAUGGCUAUUACUCAGAGGAAAUGAUAGAAUCUCAGGUUGACCAACUUGUUUUUGAGGAGUUGGUGCGGGAGAGAUUUCCAAAAUUGGUCAAUCAUCUGGAUUACCUGGGAGUGCAGGUGGCUUGGGUUACUGGACCGUGGUUCCUUUCCAUUUUUAUGAACAUGCUUCCAUGGGAAAGUGUUCUUCGAGUCUGGGAUGUGCUUCUUUUCGAAGGAAAUCGCGUCAUGCUAUUUAGGACAGCACUUGCUUUGAUGGAGUUAUAUGGCCCUGCUCUAGUUACAACCAAGGAUGCUGGAGAUGCAGUUACUUUACUCCAAUCACUGGCUGGCUCAACAUUUGAUAGCAGUCAACUUGUACUGACUGCUUGCAUGGGUUACCAAAAUGUAAAUGAAACCCGAUUACAAGACUUGAGAAGUAAACACCGACCAGCAGUAAUAUCUACACUCGAGGAAAGAUCCAAGGGGCUUCAAGUUUGGAGGGAUUCUAAGGCUUUGGCAUCUAAACUGUAUGGUUUUAAACAUGAUCCUAAAUCAAUGAUAAUAGAAGCCAAUAAAACGGAACAAUUGGAUGAUACACCAACAAAUGGUAAUUUAUCUCGGUCAGAUUCUGGGUCCACUAAUGCAGAUGAAAUUGUCAUUAGCCUGACUGGAGCUGUGGAGAUUGAUUCUGUCAAAGAUCUUCAAGAGCAGGUGGUGUGGUUGAAGGUUGAAUUGUGCAAGUUGCUGGAGGAGAAAAGAUCAGCAGUACUCAGAGCUGACGAAUUGGAGACAGCAUUGAUGGAAAUGGUCAAGCUGGAUAAUCGGCGGCAAUUGAGUGCCAGGGUUGAGCAGUUAGAGCAAGAGGUUUCUGAACUUCGCAGGGCCCUUGCUGAUAAGCAGGAACAAGAAAGUGCUAUGCUUCAGGUCUUAAUGCGGGUAGAGCAAGAGCAAAGGGUAACAGAAGAUGCUCGCAGGUUUGCUGAGCAAGAUGCAGCAGCACAAAGAUAUGCUGCUCAAGUGCUUCAGGAAAAGUAUGAAGAGGCCACUGCUUCAAUUGCUGAAAUGGAGAAGAGAGUGGUUAUGGCAGAAUCAAUGUUGGAGGCUACCUUACAGUACCAAUCUGGCCAACUUAAAGCACAACCCUCUCCGCGAUCUCCACAUCCAGAUUCUCCAACAGCACAAAGCAAUCAAGAGUCUGUGCAAGAUCUACCCGCAAGAAAGAUUAGUUUGCUAGCUCGUCCAUUUGGACUUGCCUGGCGAGACCGGAACAAGGGGAAACAAAUUGACACCGAGGAGCCAGUUGAUGGCAUCAAAUCUACAGAUGAGGGAGAGAGUCCUACCCCGCAACAGAAAGCUACCAAUGGUGUUCGAGAAAAAGAGUAAAGAAUAAAAAGGUUAAUUACAAUGAUAAUCAAACAGAUAUACUCCCAGACACUGCUUCAAUUCCAAUAUGCUUUUUGGCUUGGUGGAUACUGGAUAUCUUGUGCAUCGAUGUCAGCUCGGGAAGCAAAUCGAAUUUUAAUUAAGAGACAAGCAAUAGAGUGCAUAUUCAUUCAUUAUUUCUUUGUUCAUUGAAUCGGUAGUAAUAAUAGUAUAGUGGAGAGUAGAAUGUAAGAAGAAACAUGAGAUCGAUGAUUACGCAACUGUAUAAUCUUUUGCAUUAUAGUGCCUUGUAUUGCUCUGUCUAAACUCGUAGUUUUCAGGAAGAUUUUUUUAUUUUUUUUAUUUUUUUGCA
This is a messenger RNA of Juglans regia (Persian walnut), 3121 nucleotides long. Its product is annotated as TBC1 domain family member 8B. The coding region runs from base 253 to 2769 and encodes 838 amino acids. Lineage: Eukaryota; Viridiplantae; Streptophyta; Magnoliopsida; Fagales; Juglandaceae. The record is from RefSeq and is a predicted model, not a curated record. The transcript is spliced from 18 exons.